This is a messenger RNA of Mus musculus (house mouse), 3078 nucleotides long. RefSeq names its product vomeronasal 2, receptor 37 (gene Vmn2r37). Gene Ontology annotation, biological process: G protein-coupled receptor signaling pathway. Gene Ontology annotation, cellular component: plasma membrane; membrane. The transcript is spliced from 6 exons. The coding region runs from base 116 to 2524 and encodes 802 amino acids. NCBI's taxonomy places the organism in Eukaryota, Metazoa, Chordata, Mammalia, Rodentia, Muridae. Gene Ontology annotation, molecular function: G protein-coupled receptor activity. The record is from RefSeq and is marked validated.
GAAUAUGCAAUAAACAUCUCCUUUGCCUAAAGAAAUAAAAGCUGGUAGAAAUCUGAUGUGCUGAUAUGCAUGGCACUUCACAAUCCACACUGCCCAGGUUUAAGGCAGGAAAAAGAUGUUCAUUUUCAUGGAAGUCUUCUUCCUCCUUAAUAUUACACUUCUCAUGGCCAAUUUCAUUGAUCCCAGGUGCUUUUGGAGAAUAAAUUUGGAUGAAAUAAUGGAUGAAUAUUUGGGAUUAUCUUGUGCUUUCAUCCUGGCAGCAGUUCAGACACCCAUUGAAAAUGAUUAUUUCAACAAGACUCUUAAUGUUCUAAAAACAACUAAAAACCACAAAUAUGCUUUGGCAUUGGUGUUUGCAAUGGAUGAAAUCAACAGAAAUCCUGAUCUUUUACCAAAUAUGUCUUUGAUUAUAAGAUACACUUUGGGCCGUUGUGAUGGAAAAACUGUAAUACCUACACCAUAUUUAUUUCGUAAAAAAAAAGAAAGCCCUAUCCCUAAUUAUUUCUGUAAUGAAGAGACUAUGUGUUCCUAUCUGCUUACAGGACCCCAUUGGGAGGUAUCUUUAGGUUUCUGGAAGCACAUGAACAGCUUCUUAUCUCCACGUAUCCUUCAGCUUACCUAUGGACCUUUCCACUCCAUCUUCAGUGAUGAUGAACAAUAUCCCUAUCUCUAUCAGAUGGCCCCAAAGGACACAUCUCUAGCAUUGGCAAUGGUCUCCUUCAUACUUUACUUUAGCUGGAACUGGAUUGGCCUUGUCAUUCCAGAUGAUGACCAAGGAAACCAAUUUCUUUUAGAGUUGAAGAAACAGAGUGAAAACAAGGAAAUUUGCUUUGCCUUUGUGAAAAUGAUCUCUGUUGAUGAUGUUUCAUUUCCACAAAAUACUGAAAUGUACUACAACCAAAUUGUGAUGUCAUCCACAAAUGUUAUUAUCAUUUAUGGAGAAACAUACAAUUUCAUUGAUUUGAUCUUCAGAAUGUGGGAACCUCCCAUUUUACAGAGAAUAUGGAUCACCACAAAACAAUUGAAUUUCCCUACCAGGAAAAAAGACAUAAGUCAUGGCACAUUCUAUGGAUCACUUACUUUUCUACCCCACCAUGGUGUGAUUUCUGGUUUUAAAAAUUUUGUACAGACAUGGUUCCAUCUCAGAAACACAGAUUUAUAUCUAGUAAUGCAAGAGUGGAAAUACUUUAACUAUGAAGACUCAGCAUCUACCUGUAAAAUACUGAAGAACAAUUCAUCUAAUGCCUCAUUUGAUUGGCUAAUGGAACAGAAGUUUGACAUGACCUUUAGUGAGAAUAGUCAUAACAUAUACAAUGCUGUGCAUGCCAUAGCCCAUGCCCUCCAUGAGAUGAAUCUGCAACAGGCUGAUAAUCAGGCAAUAGACAAUGGAAAAGGAGCCAGUUCUCACUGCUUGAAGGUAAACUCCUUUCUAAGAAGGAUUUACUUCACUAAUCCUCCUGGGGACAAAGUGUUUAUGAAGCAAAGAGUAAUAAUGCACGAUGAAUAUGACAUUGUUCACUUUGUGAAUCUCUCACAACACCUUGGGAUUAAGAUGAAGUUAGGAAAGUUCAGCCCAUAUUUACCACAUGGUCGACACUCUCACUUAUAUGUAGACAGGAUUGAGUUGGCCACAGGAAGAAGAAAGAUGCCAUCCUCUGUGUGCAGUGCUGAUUGUAGUCCUGGAUUCAGAAGAUUAUGGAAGGAGGGAAUGGCAGCCUGCUGUUUUGUUUGCAGCCCCUGCCCUGAAAAUGAAAUUUCUAAUGAGACAACUGUGGUACUUUGUGUCUUUGUGAAGCAUCAUGACACUCCUAUUGUGAAGGCCAAUAACAGAAGCCUCAGCUACCUAUUACUCAUGUCACUCAUGUCCUGUUUUCUGUGCUCCUUUUUCUUCAUUGGCCUUCCAAACAGAGCCAUCUGUGUCUUACAGCAAAUCACAUUUGGAAUUGUAUUCACUAUGGCUGUUUCCACAGUUCUGGCCAAAACAGUCACUGUGGUUCUGGCUUUCAAAGUCACAGACCCAGGAAGAAGAUUGAGAAACUUCCUGGUAUCAGGAACACCCAACUACAUUAUUCCCAUAUGUUCCCUACUCCAAUGUGUUCUGUGUGCAAUCUGGCUAGCAGUUUCUCCUCCCUUUGUUGAUAUUGAUGAACACACUCUCCAUGGCCACAUCAUCAUUGUGUGCAACAAGGGCUCAGUUACUGCAUUCUACUGUAUCCUAGGAUACUUGGCCUGCCUGGCACUUGGAAACUUCUCUGUGGCUUUCUUGGCCAAGAAUCUGCCUGACACAUUCAAUGAAGCCAAGUUCUUGACCUUCAGCAUGCUAGUGUUCUGUAGUGUCUGGGUCACCUUCCUCCCUGUCUACCAUAGCACCAAGGGCAAACACAUGGUUGCUGUGGAGAUCUUCUCCAUCUUGGCAUCCAGUGCUGGGAUCCUUGGAUGUAUAUUUGUACCCAAGAUUUAUAUCAUUUUAAUGAGACCAGAGAGAAAUUCGACCCAAAAGAUCAGGGAAAAAUCAUAUUUCUGAACAAAUAUUUAGGAAUUCUGUCAAAUGUAAAGUUGGUACAUACCCACCAAAUAUUGGGUUAUAGUGCAUGUGUCUAGUUUUAGAAUCACUCUCACUGGUUGCUCUAGUGAUAUCAGCAAGUAUCAUAUCUACUGAACUUCCCUACAGUGUCCAUAAAAUCUUGUACUCAUUCACUUUCUUCAUUUUCUCUCAGAGAACUAAACUCUCUAAUUAUUACAAUUUUAUUCUUCAUUUUGCUUUCAUGGAGAUUGCCCUCUGGUAACUUCCAAAAAAUGUUGAUAAGGCAGUUGAAUCCACCACUUUGUGUAGAAAAAUGAGAUCUAGGAAGACAGGGUUACACAUAAAAACCAUCUACCAAAAUAAAUAAUCAAUGAGAAACACAGACUAACUAAAUAAUCAGCAAAGAUGAAAUCAGAACAUAUUUUCUAAUUUCCAGUAAGAGCACACACAUAAGAAAAUACUUACUUUUUUCAUCUGUUCUUCAAUCUACUGGCCAAUAGUCUAAGGAGGAAAUGUUCCUUUUCUGCUGUCAAAUAAAAAUAUAUUAUAUCCAA